Phaedon cochleariae (mustard beetle) is the source of this 1790-nucleotide messenger RNA. The record is from the annotation of a GenBank genome assembly. Lineage: Eukaryota; Metazoa; Arthropoda; Insecta; Coleoptera; Chrysomelidae.
GAAUAUUCCAGCGAGUAGCGCGAGGCCCUCCUCAACAUCUCGUCGAAGACCCACCAAGUCUAGGAGCAUCGUCAGAAAGUGGGGGAUAUAAAUUCGCGAGUUCGGCCACAACACACAACACACUUUCGAAGCAUCUAACCGCGGGCCGAGGAUAUAAACAUCACUCAGUCGACAAAGCGAUAACACCGGUUGUAAACACAUCGGCACAUCGCGGGUUUUCAGUGACACCUGUUGUGCGAGGUCAAUAAUUAUCUCGUUCGAAUAUUCUCUGAAGGCUAUUAACGAGGAUGGCACUCGACUGGGGAUAUGGACAAACAAAUGGUCCCAAAACAUGGCCAGAGUGUUUCCCUGAUGCAGCUGGCCCCAGGCAGAGUCCCAUUGAUAUCAACCCAGUGGACUUGAAGACACUGAAUACUAAUAGGAAGCUGCAAUGGAAAUAUGUGCCAGAGAAUACGGAUGAAGUUUCCAAUCAAGGAUAUGGUUGGAAAGUUCAAGUGAAUGGGGAAGGGUCAGAAUUGACUGGAGGUCCAUUGGAUGGAAAAUAUGUACUUGAACAAUUCCAUUGUCACUGGGGAGAAUCGAAUGAUAGGGGCUCUGAACACACCAUCAAUGGCGAAACUUUUGCAGGAGAGCUCCACCUGGUUCACUGGAAUUCUACCAAAUAUCGUACAUUUGCUGAUGCAGCGAAAUAUCCUGAUGGUUUAGCAGUUUUGGGAGUAUUUUUGCAACCAGGAAGAAAGCAUCCUGAAUUAGAGAAAGUGGUAGCACAACUGAACAGGAUUGAAUAUAAAGGCGAGAAUGCGAAGAUCAAUGUACCACUCAAUCCAGCGCAGUUUCUUCCCAGUAACAGUGGUUAUUAUACCUACCAUGGCUCUCUCACAACACCACCAUGUUCUGAGUGUGUUAUUUGGAUAGUUUUUAAGGAACCGAUCGAAGUUUCCCAUGAUCAGCUGAUGACAUUCAGAACCAUGAAAUCCUACUCCCGAGAAGAUAAUUGUCCGUGUGACGAAUAUAAAGGGUUCGUGAAGAAAAACUUCAGACCGACUUUACCACUAGGUCAAAGAGAAGUCAAGGAAUGCAGGCAGUGACCAAAGAAGAUUUUGCUAGUGAAACUAUUCAUUGUCAUAUUAUUGUGACAUAUGUACUAUUCCCGUAUAACAAACUCAAUGUUCUGCUAUCAGUCUAUAAUAAGUAACUAGGUAACAAUUACCUAUCUUUUUCUAUUGUUAUAGCAACUGGAAGGAAAAUGUGUGUAUACCAUUUGGUUCGGAUAUUGUGGAUGAUUUACUCUGAUUGAAUAGAUAUAUUUGAAGGGAUUUAACGUAGCUAUAGAUAUAGUAGUUCACGAAACUAACGGAAUUCCAUGAUAUAAAUACUCAAUAUAGUGGAUCACUAGAAUAUCUUCAAGAAUUAAAUUCAUGACUCAUUCAUUAGUUGCUUGUGUGGUUUCAUUUAGCUACAUAUAUAUAGAUACGUGAGUUCUUUUCAUCUCGAAGUCUUAUGAUCAUAAUUUUGCACCAAGAUACAACUGAUAGCACUUUUUGAUCAAAAACCAUAUGUAACCUACAUAUAGUAAAUUCUUGACCAAUGACCAUACUUCCAUAUUAUUCAGAUUAAUUUCAUAUCAUUCAGGUUUAUAUAUAUAUACCUACUCAUACUUUGAAUUUGAUUGAUUAGAACUUGUAUGCAAGUUCCUCAAGGAGAAAUACAUUAAUUAUUUUCAUGAAUAUGAUCGAUGUAGGUACAGUAAUGUUGCAUCAAUCAGAAUUUGGCCACAUUAUAUCUCAGUG